Messenger RNA from Cooperia oncophora, 558 nucleotides. Lineage: Eukaryota; Metazoa; Nematoda; Chromadorea; Rhabditida; Trichostrongylidae. The record is from the annotation of a GenBank genome assembly.
AUGAGAGGACGAGGUCUAGAGUUGUUGAACGAUGUAAUUGCAAGUGGUGAAGCGCCAUCAGAAGAAGAUGCUCUUCCGUUGGCUAGGAAGUUGGGACGGGUUUUGCUGGGAGAAGAGAAGUGGUCACCUGAAAUUUGUUCUGAGCGCUUAGCGAAGAGUAUCCUUGUGUUCUUGACCGAUGCAGCUCGUGCGAACUGGCCUGUGGAUAUAUUGGAGAUAGAAGUAGACUGUGACCAUUCGCUGUUCAAAGCUGUGUUGAAAGUCUAUGAAGAAAUUGUGGCAGAUUUGCGCACUAUGCUGGAAACCGUUGGAUGGGAUUAUCCAGAAUUGGUUAAUUUCGAGUGGUCCGUUCGAAAUAUAGUACAGACAGAGCUAGUGAAUCGGGUUUCUGAGCCAGUUGUUUCUUUCAAGCUUCAUGUAUUGCCGGUUGAUGAUCCCCAAUGGCAACCUGUAGAGUUUCACUGCGAUAUAAAUCAAUUUCAGGACCUUCACUCAAAAGUCAAAGAAGCGAUGAAUAUUCUGGAGCAACUAAAGGCCUACAAAGGAACAUCGUAUUGA